Molecule: messenger RNA, 2946 nt
Organism: Mesorhabditis spiculigera
Lineage: Eukaryota; Metazoa; Nematoda; Chromadorea; Rhabditida; Rhabditidae
Source: the annotation of a GenBank genome assembly
AUGACUGAACCCGCGAAAGUGGACCCCGUCAAGGUGAAUGUACGGGUGAGGCCGCUCAACAGCCGCGAGCUGCUGGAAUCGGCGCAAGUGGUCCUCUCUACGAAUCAGACGUCCAUUCGCAUCGGUGCCAAAACGUUUGCAUUCGACGAUGUGUUCCCGUCGGAAUCAAGCCAGGAUGACGUGUACACAAGGACUGCCGAGCCCCUCCUGCAGCGUUUCCUGGAAGGCUAUAACUGCACGAUGCUUGCCUACGGGCAGACUGGCUCCGGAAAAACCUUUACGAUGGGUACCGAGGUGUCUGUAACUACAAUCGAGAACGAGAAUCGUGGCAUCAUCCCCCGCCUUAUUGCUGCUCUCUUCCAGAGUAUCGAAGAGUCUGGUUGUCCAGCCAGCUUCCUCGUCAACGUGAGCAUGCUAGAAGUCUACCAAGAAGAAGUCGCUGACCUGCUUGCCGCGCAGAAGGGCCCGCUGCAGCUUCGCGAGAGCAAGGAGACUGGCUUCUUCGUGCAAGGCCUUUCGUCUGUGAAGAAAACAGCUGUCGAUGAAGAUGAAUGCAGCUUCGAGGCCAAAUUCCAUCUGGUGGACCUCGCCGGCUCUGAGAGGCUGAAGAAAACGCAAGCCGAGGGAGAAUGCAAGAAGGAGGGCAUCAAAAUUAAUGAGGGUCUACUCGCCCUCGGCAACGUCAUCAGCGCGCUUUCGGAUGGCCUCAAGCAUAUCCCGUACAGGGAUUCGAAGAUCACUCGCAUUUUGCAAGAUUCCCUCGGUGGCAAUUCGUGCACCGUGAUGAUUGCCUGCGUCUCGCCAGCCGACACCAACGGCGAGGAGACUUUAUCCACCCUCUAUUAUGCUGACCGCGCCAAGAAGAUCAAGAAUAAGGCUGUUGUGAACGCCGACGCCGGUGAGGCAAUGAUCAAAGGACUGCGUGAUCAGCUACUGCAAUUGCGCCACGAGAACACGGUGCUGCGUUCACAGUCUACUACCGGGCCGCUCGCGAUCUCUUCGGCUGGCAAUGAGAAUAUUCUAGCCGAGUACAAGGAGAAGGCCGAGAUGCUCGAGAAGAAAUGCUUGGAGUUGACCGAACAAAAGAUUACCUACGCGGCAAAUGUUUAUAAGAUCGAGGAACGGGCCGACGCUUUUGCCAACGAAAUCGAGGUGGUCUUGGAGGGGACUACUCCGCCGGAAGAGAAGCUGGUGCUGAUCACCGACCUAUUGACGAAAUUUAAGGGCCAAGAGGAGGACGAUGCCAAAGAAGACGUUCUGAUGGAAGAAGACACUGAAGACGAAGAUGGAGAAGACACCGAGCAAGCAUACAAGAAGAAAUGCCAUACUAUGGACACCAACCUGGAAUGCCUGCUGGAUGCUAUUCGGGAGAAAGAGCGCAUUCUCGCCAACACAAAUAAGUCCGACUCGCGAUUGGAAGACCUCCAACAGCAGCAUCAGCAAGCCGUCAACGAGUUGCAAGAGAAAAUCACAGCCAUCGAGAAGGAGAAAGCUCUUUUGGCUGAUGAACUACGCAAGACCAGCAAGACAAACAAGUUGGCAGAGGAGCGACGAAAGAAACUGCAAGAGUUGGAGAAGGAGAUGGCCACAUACAAAAAGAAGCUGCAAGAUAUCCGUCGUCUAGAGCAGUUCAAGCAGCAAAACGAGAAGAACACGGAACGCAUGCGCUCUGAGAUUGAUCAAUUGAAGAUCUCUCGUGUCCAACUCUUGAAGCAAAUCCGUGCCGAGUCGGAGAAGCACCGCAUCUGGCGGGCCAAGCAGGACCGUCAAAUGAUGGUCAUGAAGAACAAGGAAAAGAAGAUCGAAAUGGAAGCCGUGCGCACCAAGAGAACCCUGACGCUGCAACUAGACGUUUAUCGCAAAAAGUACCAAGAGGCCAUCAGCAGCAACAAACGUCUGCAAGAGCAGCUGAUGCAAAGUAGCACUCGCAAGCACAACGGAAAGCUCAGCCAGGAACAGCUCACGCACAUGGUCGAAGAAGAAGUUUCUCUGCUAAGAACAUCGCAAGAGGUCAAGCUCAACCUCGCCAAUCUCCGAGAAAUGCGCAAGCAGCUUGCCAAAAAGCUCGCCGGGGUCAAUGCCCAGCUAAGCAGUUGCCAGAGUGGCCAGCCAACAAAGAAGCGUCGUACCGGUAUUGACGGCGAGUCUGUGCAAGAUGAUAUCGAGGAGACGAAGCGAUUGCUGGAGGAAGAGGCUAUGGAAAUCCGCAAAGAAAUCGAUAACUGCCAACUCCAGAUCGAAGAGCUCCAAGAAGACAGCAGCAAAAUCGACCCGGAGGCACGCUUUGAAGUUCUCUGUGGAAAGCUCACCUCGAAUUCGGAUGGAAAGGUGGUGUUGCGUGCGCUCUUCGAAAUGCAUAUUGCUGAAAUCACUGCCGCCCUCGACAAGGAGAAAGAAAAUUCCGAAAUCAAGGCAAAGGCCGAAUCGAACAAAGCGCUCGAGGAGCAAAGGGCUGAAGAAUUCCGACAAAUUGAAAUGCAACAAGCCGAGUUGAUCAACCGCAUGGAUUAUCUGCAGAAUGAGCUGGCCAACCAGCUAACCGAACUGAUUGGCCCGGCCAAGGAGGAUGCUGCCAUGAUAACGGCCGAGCAGUUCCAGACCAUCCAGGCGAUUUCUAACCAGUUCAACUCUUUGCGGUCCAAGGUCAUGGACCUUCAAUCUCCACAAGAACAACAAUCCAAACGCAAGGUGGGUCAAACUGUGAAUUCCGGCUCAAGGUUCACGAUGCCUUCUCCAAUCACAAAAGGCAAUCGCUAUUCGCAGAGAUGGGACAAGCCUCCACUUGGGCCGGAAAACGAGGAUCCCCAAAAUGUGACCUUUCUGAAAUGCGAAGAGGACACCGCUGCCAGCCUGAACGGGACCUUCACAGUCGGUCAAGAGGACGCCACGUUCAUCCUCGAUAGCGCCUCAAGCGGAAGGACCGGAAAAUCACUUGGCCCGCCCCUU